This is a messenger RNA of Laetiporus sulphureus 93-53, 290 nucleotides long. RefSeq lists its product as uncharacterized. The record is from RefSeq and is a predicted model, not a curated record. The transcript has a single exon. Lineage: Eukaryota; Fungi; Basidiomycota; Agaricomycetes; Polyporales; Laetiporaceae. Bases 37 to 273 code for a protein of 78 amino acids.
UAUUCCGUUCGUCUCUUGCUUUAUCCGGCGACGGGCAUGGUGACCAUCUCUCUCUCCCUCGGACUCGGAACGGUGGAGGGCGGAGAUCUACUGGCAGCGUCUUUGCCGCAAGCCGCGGUUCAACCCCUGCCCACUCCUUUGGUGCGCGACUCGACCCGGCGCAUUGGCAUCGCACGCCGGCACGAUCCCCAGCCCUGGCGCGAGGGUCCGGGGCCCCUCCCUUCCACCGCCGCCAUGCUGGCAUCCAUCGUAUCCCCACUCCCACCACUGUAAUUCCCUGCGCUCGCUAU